Molecule: messenger RNA, 834 nt
Organism: Magnolia sinica
Lineage: Eukaryota; Viridiplantae; Streptophyta; Magnoliopsida; Magnoliales; Magnoliaceae
Exons: 2
Coding region: 222-578 (118 amino acids)
Source: RefSeq, a predicted model, not a curated record
CUCGUGUAGGCUUAAGAAACGGAAAGCAUUUUUGAAAAGGAAGCUCUCUCUCUCUCCUCGUCAAAACCAUUCCAAAACCCUGUAUAUUUCAGCAAAAUCAUGCAAUCUUCGUCCCUAUCAAAACCCUCCAAAUCCAAAGAAGAAGGGAAGGAAGAGACUACAUUCAUAGACGGAGUAAAAGAAGACCUCUCUCACCUUGCAAAAACCAUCACUUGCCAGCUAUGGGCCGUUGCUUCACUGAUCGCUCCAUCCCCUGCUGUGGGCCCCACGUACUCUCUGAUUUUUACUGGCAUUCACAACGAUUUCGAGGAUAUUGGAAGCAGCUUCAAGACGGGAAUCUCUCGCCUUGCAUCCUCCUUCCUGUGGUUUCGUCCCGCGAUGAGGCGGAUGAUUGCGACGGAGUCGGAAUCACUUCUGCGGCCUUUAAUUUCGUAAGGGAUGUGUCCAAACGGGCAGAGUCUUGGUUGAAUUUUCCAUUGCCAUUCGAUGACGACAAUUGUAGAAGCAAUAAGUCUACUGCAGCAUCAGCAGCAGUGACAAAUCAGUACCAAUACACAGUUACAGAGCUCCAAGGAUGAUUGUUCUUUCCUGGACGUGAACAGCAUAAGUAGUAGCAUUCAAGAACAUUAUGGCAGUGUUCAUGUAAAGCAGGUUUCAGUCAAUACUGUCAAUGCUAAAGAACUGUACAACAUCAUUAAGUGGUAAGGAGAAAAUGGCAAGGUCGACACCUCUAUCAAUGACAGAAAGCAGCUCAGCAAUGGGGAGAAUGUUUCUUUUGUUCAUCUUGAUGAUGAUGAUGAGAAUGGAUUUAUUAGGCAUGAUUGUUCGAGGUCA